AUGCCCCCCUUCAUCAUCAUCGCAUCGACACGCCUGACCGUCGGGCUCAUCUCGAGUCUGCUCAACAUCCUGACGAACCUCGGCGUCGUGGUAUGGGAUCUAGGGCUAACAUUGUUCAACCUGGUGGCACCGCUGCGACCUGCAGACCGUGUCGUGCCUGCGGGCUGCCCCGGCGCGGGCGGACGCUGGCCCGAAUACAUCCCGCCCAAGGAGGGCGACAGCCGGAGCGCAUGUCCGGGCCUGAAUGCACUCGCCAACCACGGCCUGCUCCCCCGCUCCGGGCGCAACAUCUCGUUCCGCCAGAUGAACGCGGCCAUCCGUUCGACGUUCAACUUCGCGCCCACGUUCUGCUUCUUCGUGCCAAGUUACAUGGCCGGCCUGCUCGGCAAGAGCUACUGGACCGACACGCUCGACUUGAGUGACAUCAGCGUGCACAACGGCAUCGAGCACGAUGCGUCUCUCACUCGCGAAGACACGUCUGAGUCGCCUCACCAAGGAGAACCCUGCGAGCGCUUCAUCAACGAGCUCCUCGCCUCGGGGACAGGCCCAGGCGGGAACCUCACCGUGGCCGACCUGUCACGUAUAUCGGGUAAACGGCGUACAGAAGCGAAGUCGAAUGGACAGUUCACGCUCUCCGCGUUCCACAAACUCUUCGGGAGUUCCAACUCGGGCACCCUCCUCACAAUCUUCGGCGGCAGGGUGCAAGACCUUCGUCCCAUAUUACUGGAGGAGCGCAUACCUGAAGGCUGGCAGCCGCGCAUUCGAAAUCCAGCCGGCCUCACAUUGACCGCAUUCCAACCGACAGUGUUAGGCAUAGAACUAGGAAUCGAAGAGGAGGCAUCUUGA
Messenger RNA from Postia placenta MAD-698-R-SB12, 846 nucleotides. RefSeq lists its product as hypothetical. The record is from RefSeq and is a predicted model, not a curated record. The transcript has 5 exons. The coding region runs from base 1 to 846 and encodes 281 amino acids. Gene Ontology annotation, molecular function: peroxidase activity. NCBI's taxonomy places the organism in Eukaryota, Fungi, Basidiomycota, Agaricomycetes, Polyporales, Adustoporiaceae.